UAAUUAUAUUUAUAUUUAUAUUCACAAACCAACAGACAAAAAGCGAUUCCCGGCACUUUUGUUUUAAAACGGAAGUGACGUCAGGUCAACCGCAAAACCCCGUUUAGCGCUUCAGCAACAACAUUCUCAAUGGAGGAAGAAAACUGUGCUGGAAUCGCAAAUACAGGCGUCCUGCUGCCUCUGUCCUCCCUGCGGCUGCUCGUCCCGCCACUGCGCCUUAUCUCUGCUUUCAUGUGGCAGGUGCUACAGCAGAAGAGCGUGAUGCAUUAUGGGAAGUUGGAGGAGUUCGUCUCCAUGGUGACAGAGAAGCUGCCGCAGUUGCUGGGUUACAGACAGAGAGUUCAGCUGAUGCUAGGACUGCGAGCCAGAAUGGUUUUGGAGUUGUGUCGUGAUUCAGCCGAUGUCAGAAGCGUUCAAGCACAUCUGGACCAAAUCCAGAUUCCAGCGCCGCCGGCCGGACCGCCAGCUGGUCUUGAUGCUGAUUUGGGAUCUUCAGUGUUUAAUUUCAAAGCUUUGGUUCUGGCGCUCAUCAAAGACCCGGUUGAGAAAGCUUAUUUCUUUCAGGAAGUGUUUCCUGCAGAAUAUGGAGCUCAAUACGACACGGCUCUUAAAGAGCUCAUGUGGGAACUUCUGUCCAGCCUGGAGAAACUGCUUCCUGUGCCAGACUUUAAAAAGGUAACCAACAAUAUAGAGUCAUAUUUAAUGUGUGUGACCUUUGUAUCACUCUCAGCUCUCUCUCUGUUUCUCACUCAGACGGUGUCAUUGCUCUCUCCUGCCCCCGCUGGUCUGGAGGAAUGCAUGCAGACCGACCCCAACGACCUGCACGCGCUCCUGCAGCAGCAUCAACUGUUUGGAGGUUCAGAAGGUCAGAGUUCGCUGAAAGGGUCCAAAGUGGGGUCUGUUCCUCGUUCAUCUGGUGACUGGAUUCUGUCUUCGCUCUCCAUCCCUCCGUCAGCCCGUGUCAUCCUGAACCCUGAGCCCGUACAGCUCUAUCACGUCCAGACGUCUAGCGUCGCCAUAAUGAGUCCAGCUCUCGGUCAGCUCAGCUCAGACAGCAUCAUCGUCACCGACUACACGGAGGUAGAGCUGAGCAGCCACGACAUUUCUGACGAGCUGAUGGAGGCGAGCGCGACACAUGUGGAUGGAGGCGUGGAGGAGAACCCGAGCGGCGACGGCGUGGUGGAGAACCCGAGCGGCGACGCCGUGGAGGAGAUCCCGAGCGGCGACGGUGUGGAGGAGAUCCCGAGCCGCGACGGCGUGGAGGAGCUGUUAGCUGACGAACGUUCUGCUGAGAGUGGGGAGGAACCUGCAGGCGGUGAGGACGCAAACACUUUACAUUACAAACCGACAAGAUGCGAUGUUAUGUGUGAAACUGUGAGUGACGCCAUCGCAACAGCAUCCCAUAAUGAGCCUACAGCAAGUGCACAGGACGAAGAGACCCAACAGGACGCGCUGACAGAAGACAAAGACCGCACCGAUGCCACUCCUGACGCAGGAAGUGACACAGCUGUGUUACAGGAAGACACAUCACCCGAAACAAACGUGGUCCAGACGCCCCUGGUGCGGAAGGGGCGAGGGAGGCCGAGGAAGAGCGUAGAGACGACUGACAAAUACCCGGUAAAACCCCCCCGCCGAAGAGGACGACCCGCAUCUGUUAAACAGGAGAACAGCACCGAGGAGAGGAGUGCUGAUAGAUCGGUCGGAGAGAAUAAAGAUGCUUCCGAUGCGCAGUCCCGCAGAUCUGCAACGCCUGGACUGCAGACUAGAGCGCCGUAUCGCACCAGCAAAUCCUGCAAGACUGAGCCAACAAGCGACGCGUCCUCUGACAACCCUCGCGCUCGCUACCUGUGCAACACCUGCGGCCGUAAGUUCACCCGCAGCUCUGACGUGCGUCGACACCAGCUCACGCACACGGGAGAGCGUCCGUUCCACUGCAGCCACUGCGAGAAAACGUUCCAACACGCGUGGGAUCUGACCAAACACUGCCGCAAGAUGCAUGACGAGGCAGCGUUCACGUGCCAGCUGUGCAAGAGCAGCUUCCUUAACCUGCGCGUCCUGACGGCCCAUCACAAGAAAGAACACUGCGACAAACUGCCUCAUUACUGCUCCAUCUGUGGCGAGGCCAGCCCGACGGCCGCCGCGCUCGUUCAGCACCGCAAGACACACAGCGCCACGCAGCAGUAUCGCUGCGAACAGUGCGGCAAGGGUUUCGACACGCUACUGCAGCGAUCCGUGCAUCGGCAGAGCCAUCUCAGACGCCGCCAGUUCAAAUGUCCGCAGUGCGAUAAGACAUACACACGCAGCACGGACGUGAAGAGGCACCAGUUGAGUCACACGGGCGAGCGGCCGCAUCAGUGCUCGUUCUGCGGGAAGUGCUUCACGCUGCGCACCGGUCUGCAGAAACACCUCGUGACGCACGCGGGCGAGAGACCGUUCAAGUGCCCGCACUGCCAGAAGGCCUUCACGCAGCUGUCCAUCUUGCACCGGCACGAGCGCAUGCACACGGGCGAGCGGCCGUACCUCUGCUCGCAGUGCGGGAAGCGAUUUCUGUCACACGGCGAGCUCAUCAAACACGACAAAACCCACCGGGACGAGAGACCGUACUCGUGCCCGCAGUGCAACAAGUCCUUCAAGUUCAAACGAGCGCUGCAGGAGCACAUUCUGUCUCACAGUGGCGCACGGCCGUACCCGUGCAACUACUGCAAGAAAAUGUUCGCCAAACCCUUCGCGUUAAACCGGCAUCACCUGAUCCACACCGGAGAGCGGCCGUUCUCUUGCGCACACUGCGACCGGACGUUCCUCACCUCGAACGAGCUCGCCCUCCACGAGCGAGUGCACACGGGCGAGCGGCCCUACUGCUGCGUCACGUGUCCCAGGAAGUUCCGCAGUUCUUCUGAGCUGGCACGGCACCGCCGCAGUCACACGCAGGAGCGGCCCCACACCUGCAGCUACUGUCCGAAAGCGUACGCCACCGCCGCCAAACUCAAAAGUCACGUGAGAAUCCACACGGGAGAGGGCAAAACCAAACACUCGCCCCGCGUGAACCAAACGGCUGAUGUGCAAGAGACCGCCGCGCGCGAAGCCGCAGACGUCAUUGCCAUUAUUUUGGACUAGUGUCAGUGGACUGAUUGACAGUGUGUUUAGACAAGAUUAACCCACGUUGGGGAAACGAUCACUUGGUUUCCAGUUGUUGUUUAUGUGUUGCUGUAACAGUAUUCAACACUCUUCAUGAUGGAUAAAGGAUUAUGAUUUUAGGGAAUAACGUGUUGAUGCAGCUCAUUGGUCAUGCAUGUGCACUCGUGAACUUUUGCCGCAUUAACAAAUGUAAAAUCAGGAAUCUGGUGAAGAACUACACUACCCAUGAUCCUGAUGGGACCCGAUCAACCAAUCAGAGAAUCCAAUCAAAAGAGUUCUGCAGCUCCGCCCACUCCCAUGAUGCACUGUGUCGCUCUCUGUACACUCUCAAACUACUGAUAUAUUUGUAGAUAUCUCAAUAUUUUUCAAUAUAAUAAAAGUUUGUUUCUUUAAAUGAAUAGUUUAAAAUUUUUCCAUUUGUUUUGUUUGAUGACAUCAUUCUCAAAGCUACAUGGGAUUGAAGUUCUCAUUAAACAUGAUCAGUGC
Xyrauchen texanus (razorback sucker) is the source of this 3621-nucleotide messenger RNA. RefSeq names its product zinc finger protein 676-like. Gene Ontology annotation, molecular function: DNA-binding transcription factor activity; RNA polymerase II cis-regulatory region sequence-specific DNA binding. The record is from RefSeq and is a predicted model, not a curated record. The coding region runs from base 130 to 3114 and encodes 994 amino acids. The transcript is spliced from 8 exons. NCBI's taxonomy places the organism in Eukaryota, Metazoa, Chordata, Actinopteri, Cypriniformes, Catostomidae. Gene Ontology annotation, biological process: regulation of transcription by RNA polymerase II.